Messenger RNA from Blastocystis hominis, 310 nucleotides. RefSeq lists its product as hypothetical. NCBI's taxonomy places the organism in Eukaryota, Bigyra, Opalinata, Blastocystidae. Bases 39 to 287 code for a protein of 82 amino acids. Gene Ontology annotation, molecular function: DNA binding; DNA-directed RNA polymerase activity. The transcript has 3 exons. Gene Ontology annotation, biological process: DNA-templated transcription. The record is from RefSeq and is a predicted model, not a curated record.
UUGAAAACGGAGUUCAAAUUGUAACCCCGAAGGAAAGAAUGACUCCUAUCUCUGAGAGAGUGACAACCCCAUAUCUUACAAAGUACGAACGAGCUCGUAUCCUCGGUACUCGAGCUCUUCAGCUUAGCAUGAAUGCUCCCCCCAUGGUCGAAGUGAAUGGCCAAACGGACACGCUUCAGAUCGCUCUUGAGGAAUUAAGACAAAAGAAGAUUCCGCUUAUUAUUCGCAGAUUCCUUCCUAGCGGCAAGUUCGAAGACUGGCGACUUGACGAGCUCAACUUUGAUUAAGCUUUUAGUUUCUUUAUUGUUAU